GUGUGAUUAUCGAUGAAGAGGCAAACAUCCUAAUAAUAUCAAGUCCACACCUCAACCUGACGUCUGUCCAUUUCGUACUCACGUAUAAGAGAAGUCAUGUUUCCUUGUGGACCUAACAAGUAUCUUUAUGAUCCAUACAAGCAAUAUUGUAAAAUGAAUGGACAAGUUGGUCGGUGUGAUCCUUCAGCUUGUUUCAUGAGAGAUGCAGAAUGGGAACGACUGGCAUGCAGUCUCUAUUGUGGGGACAAUAAUGGAGUAAAUUGUCCGACAGUUCAGGAAGAGGGAACGGUCUUUAUAUGGAAGAUAAUGACAGGGGUCUUGGUAGCCAUAGUAUGUGUAAUGAUUUGCGGAGUGAUAGCAUACUUCUGUAAAAACCACAAAAAGAACACUACUCCUCCUGUCACUAAAUGUUGUACCAAACCCAUGGAAAAGGCUGACCCAGAAGAGACUAAAGUUUUUAUCGGUGAUAACAAUACAAAAGCUGAGAUUGACAGUGCUAUUGGCUCCUCCACAUCGCAAUCAAUAGAAAAAUACUCUAUGAUUCCACCUCAGAAUAAUCAUGAGGACCCUCACACCACAAGGGAGAGCAGGACAGCAAUUGCAAUCACAUCAGGCACUGAAGAGGUCAGGAGACAUAUUGAAGAAGGAGGGACAGAUAGGAAAGAAUGCAGUAGUUGAAAUAUACCGUUUUCAGAGGGAACAUUUUUAAUGAUGAUACGAGUCUCCUCGCCUUAUGUGGAAGAGUUUUACAAUAUAGCUAAUAUUAAAGCAAGAGUCCUAUAUAAAAGUAUUAAAUUGAAAGGGAAAAAACAAAAUACAAAACAAACACAAUCGUAACUAUAGGACAAAAGAUGUUAUUGUGAUGUUCGUUAAAUGGUUCUGCUACUUAAUAUCAUUUAGGUAUUUUUUUUAGAUCUCAUGAACAUUAAAACAAGAAAAUUAUGCUAAGUACAUUUUCAAUACAUUCAUACAAUUGCAGUCAUGUACUAUCUUGACGAUGAUCAAAGAAAUAUUAUUCAUUGUGUUUUAAACAAAUUUAUACAUCAGUUUGCCAUUCAAAUUAAGGUUUCAUCAGUCAUUAUAUAGAAGAGAUCAUAAAUUAUCUUUUAUCUUGCCGACUUGCACGAUAUAGAAACAGUGCUCACUCAGUGGUCUUAACAGCCGAUCAGGAACAAAUUGACCAGCAUGAAUUUUCUAAAAUUUUAAUCAUAUAACGUGUUUUGGUUGAAUGUUUGAUAAUUAAAUUCAAAAUUAUGUAACUAUGUAUGUGGUUUUAAGAUAGUACUUAUUUUAAUUACUUUUAAUGUGUUAUAUUUUUUCAUGGAAUUUUUUUUACAUCAAACUUGUAUUGUAUCUUACCGUAGUUAUCAUUAUUAUAAGAUGACCAAAAUACUUUUCAUCCAUUGACUGACUAUUAUAUUUACGAGUCUUGAUUUAAACGUCAAGAUAGAAAAGAAAUGUCUUUGUAUAUUUCAAAGAGAAUGUGGUUUUGAUACCUAAGAAUGAAAGAUGAAAAAACUGGAAUUACUGGAAUUUAGCAAUUUAAUUAUGUACUUUUCUAUAAUCAACACGGCCUCAGAAUUAACUCAUGUACAAAUACUAUGAUAUUACCAUUUAGUAAAACCGAUGUAGCACCCCUACUAUAACGUUAUGGUAAUUUCAUAUAUGUUUUGUCGUGCUAGGUCUCUGUAAUAAAACUGUCUCGCUUCAUAUGAUACUAAGCAAGGAGAUUCCAGAAAAGCUGAAUUCUUGGGCAACAUCAAAAUCUAUGUAAAUCAACAUAGGAAGCAUGUAUAAUAAAUAUAUGUGUUGGUGUGUGUAAAAAUGUACUACAUUAUUGGUCAAAAACAUCGUUGGUCAAAAAGUCUUUGAUAUUACCGCGAGUAUUAUAUAUAUAUAUAUAUAUAUAUAUAGGUUAUUUUAACAACAUCAAUCAGAGAAGUAUCAACAAUGACAUGAUAUAUCUACAAAAACCAUGUUUAAAGAUGUUACAUUGCCGACAGCGUAUACAGUUUGUUGCUAAAUGCACAAAAUAGCAUCCGUGUGACUCACGGUAAAGGAAUACAUAAUUUAAAAAAAGAUGACAAAAACAAGAAAUUGAUCGCUUAAAAGGCCGAAAGUUACAUACAAAAUACAUAGAGAGCGCACGGUAGAAUUUCUUUGUGUGUAAUGCACUUUAUAAAAAUAGAGAGCAGCUCAAAUGUUUGAAGGGUGGUAAUUACGUAACGUCUGUAAGAUAUAAAACUUUACAAUAGCCUAUCCUUGUUUUUGACCGAUCAAUUAGUCUUUGUCGGCGAUGUAACGUCUUUAACAAUACUAUAUAAAUUUCAGUUUGUAUAUCAGGUGUCAUAAUUCAUCACAUAUAAAAACAUCAUUGUAAUACUUAAUGAGGUAGAGCACAGAAACAUUUUUUUCUUACAAAAAAAUCUUAACUUACACAUACUUAAGUACAAAUAAUGUUGAAUCUACCAUUAAAUAUUCAUAUCGUAUGUGCUUUAAAACUUGUGUUGUCUUCUAGACAGUAGUACAAACUUUGUAUACCAUUAUCAUUUUACCAUCACUGUUGAAUCUUUGACAAGACAUUGACCAGGAUACUAUAUCUCUGUAUCCUCAUCCGAGUGUAGUCGAUCAUGUCAGUAUUAAGGUAAUGUGUACCUUCUGUUCUGCAAAUCGAUAUUAUUCGUGGAACAAAACAUUUGUAAAUACAUGAAUGUACAAAAGACAAUGUGUUUGUAAAACCAAUAAUGAAAUUCCAUAUAGCAUUGUUAUAUCAAUUCCUUUGCAUGUAUAAAGUUGUUUUCAGUUAAUACGAAACAUAAUUAACGAAACAAAGGUGAAUAAAUAAAUAUUACUUAAUGUAAAACUGCAUUCCAAAGUAUUUUGUGUCAGGACUGUUUGGAUAUCAAAGAGCUUAUAGCUGUAAAUUAGUAUAGGAUUUGUAUUUCAUAACAUGCUAUGGAUGUAUUUUAAACAACAUAUAUAAUACUAUUAUAAUACUUCAUUGUGUGUUUGAACUUUAUUGAUCAUAUAUCAACAAGUUAUUAGAGUAGGUGUGCCAUUUUUGUCAAUAAAAACUUUCAUACAUGGAAAUAUA
Pecten maximus is the source of this 3094-nucleotide messenger RNA. RefSeq lists its product as uncharacterized. The record is from RefSeq and is a predicted model, not a curated record. Lineage: Eukaryota; Metazoa; Mollusca; Bivalvia; Pectinida; Pectinidae. The transcript is spliced from 6 exons. The coding region runs from base 97 to 678 and encodes 193 amino acids.